AUGGACACAACUACUAUAGAGUCGUUAGCUAAUAGCUAAUAAAAAAAGCUCAUUUUGCAUUUUGAUAUAAAUAAAACACUUGUUUUAGCAGAUACUAGGUUGAGACACUCUAAAGAAGAUUCACUAAACUUAUUGUUGAGCAAAUAUGCUUGGGGUAGAAUAGAGUAAAAGGAUUCUGAAUCAUAUUGGAAAUUGGUUACAAAUCACUUCUCCUUUACGAAGCCAGAAGAAGAUCUUAUCUCCUACAAUUAAUAUAUUAGCUCUUUGCUUCCUGAAAUAACAGCAGAGCAAGAACCUACAUAGGAAAAGCGAGACGAAGAAAAUAAGAAAAUAAACAUGUAGAGAUAGUAAUAUUAUAAUACAUUUUGCAGAUCGAGCAGCCCAGGCAUGAAACUAAAGCCUGAAUAUGAUAGAAUUUUGAAAAAUAUAUGCAUUCCUGCUAAUGUGCAAGAAGAUAUAAAACAAUAGAUAGAAAAAUUAUCUUAGUAGCAGGGAAAGCAGCAACUUCCUGAUGCCAAUUAGAAUACUUAGAGGAUAUUUAAGUCAGAUUAAGAAUGUGUUUAUCCUACACCUAGCAAAUACCUUUAGUUUUUUUAAGAUGGAAAAUAUUAAAUACUUCCUGGGUUUUAUAGAAUGAUCAUAUAGCUUUUAAGACUUAAAAGAGAUUUCACUAUUGUUUUUCAUUCAUUUGCUGAUAACCUCUAUGAUAUAAUUGCAGAAUUUAAUUUAUUUUGUAGAGGUGAGCAUCCAUGCUACAAUGGUAAAAAUAACACUCCUUAAGUUAGAUUAGACGGAGUGAGAUCACAAAAGAACUUUAUAAUUAAUGAAAGAAGUAUGGGAUUAAUAUAUCGUUAUAAUGAAGAUGUAAAUGAAUCUGCUUUGGUUAUGGGUACUCUAAAAAGAGUUCCUAAAAUAAAAAAUUUAGAAGAUGAAUAUGAGAAGGAGUUAGAAGAAGAUUCUAUUAGCAUACAUAAAGGAGUUCAUACAAUUUACAGUUAUUUGAAAUAAAUGAGUUUAGAGAGAGGAGCAUUUGCACUUAACCAUGACUAUCAGUUUUGGGUUAAUAAUGGAUAAAAAAAUUAAUUCAGCAAACCUCUUUUAAUAGACUAAUAAAAUUUAGAUGCCUUACAUAUAUUCUUUGACGACAAUGUUACAGAAGGCGAUGAUUGCAUUAUAGAUUUGAGAGAUGCAGUCACAGGAUAGCAAAUACCAAUAAAGAAAUCAAUUGAUAAGUACUUAGUAACUAUUUCGAUGCUGGAUUUACUGAGGGAUCCUGACUAUUUGUUAAAGUGUAUAGACACUUGUGAAAAGAAAAGAGAUGAAGAAAUUUAUAGGAUUAUUAAUGGUAUUUCAGAAGAAGAAGUAAAAAAGCCUGAAAAAUCUAAAUUUUAACUGCUCUAAGAGUCAAAUAAAUCCGAAUAUUUAAGACACACUGUGUUACCACUUUUAUAUCCAGCAUUCUAGCUAGUUGAUAAGGAAAGACCUCAUGAUCCUAUAAGUUUUAUAGCCCUUUAUUGCUUAAAAAAUUAAGAUAAAGUAAAAGUUCCAACUCCAAACGAAGAAUAUUUAUAAGAACACCAAUAAAAGUAUAAAUCUUUGGAAAAAAUAGUUUAAAGUAGUUAGCAAGAAGGAUAAUAGAGUUUAAAUAAAUUAUGA
Messenger RNA from Tetrahymena thermophila SB210, 1656 nucleotides. Its product is annotated as Dpy-30 motif protein. The record is from RefSeq and is a predicted model, not a curated record. Lineage: Eukaryota; Ciliophora; Oligohymenophorea; Hymenostomatida; Tetrahymenidae. The transcript is spliced from 11 exons.